This is a messenger RNA of Amoebophrya sp. A120, 2315 nucleotides long. Lineage: Eukaryota; Dinophyceae; Syndiniales; Amoebophryaceae. The record is from the annotation of a GenBank genome assembly.
GGGAUCGCCGUCAGAUUUCGCUGUUCGCAAAAUGGCGGCUCGUCUUCGUCGACCUCGUCGCAGCACCAUGAUUCCAAAGUCAUGGAAACGGGUCCGCUAUUUCCAAAUUUGAAGCGGGUGGACGAGGAAACGGGAGACAUAGACAACAACUCGUACUACCACUAUUUUGCAAACGACCCACGGGGGCGGUUUGACGUAAACGGGACCACGACGUCAAAUUCUGGCUUCUACAGUGGCGAAAAUCUUGUCCAACAAGACCACCAGGAAAUCAGUGUCAACCCGUCUUUCACACCAGCUGUGGCGGGCGGGGAAAUCGAAAACGUGUUUUCAUCCGGACAACAAGUAUUCGGGGACGAUCCCGAUAUAAUCACAGGGAACUACGAGGAGAACGGUCAUUCUCAACAUCUUGAAAUCGAUGGCAGCAUUACUCCGGCGCAUAAUCACGGUGGACAGGAACAGCAGCAAACAUCCGCGCACCAGAACAACAGUGGAUCUUACCUCUCCAGUAGGAAAACAAGAGGAACCUCCAGCGCUCUUCACUCUCUACAGCACCACCCUUUACAGCACCUCGAGCUGCACCAGCAGAAAACUUUCAGUCAGAAAAACCCGUUCGGCUUCAUCCAGCAAAUCGAAAAAUGCCGCGCGUUCUCCACCCAACCCGGUGCAAUCGACACCGUCUGCUGCAAGACCAACGAAGGGCAGGUCGCGGUUCUGGCAGUCAGUUCAAGUUCAAGUACUACCGCUGACCAAGAUAUAGGAGAUGUAGAUCAUGCUGAAGAUGAAGCUGGGUUAUUUUCAAGCAGAACUACAUUGAGCGACGAUGAAGAUGUGGACUACGAUGUUGAUUCGAAAAGAAACCGCAAAAAUUAUCGCCCGCGAAAUAGAACAAGGACGAGUUCAGAAAAGAAUCCCAGCGUCUGUUCCCUUCUCGGCCACACGUCGAUCCAGUGCGGGACGUCUGCAACCUCGAGUUACGCCGAAAAGCACACCCUGAUCGCCGACAAGAAUGGCGAAACGACGCUCGGCGUGGUGUCGGUCAGUAGAUUCGGGCUGCUUGACGUGGGGAAGAAAAUUCUGCACGGGUAUAGUGGUAGUUGUAGUACGGGGUCGUCUACUUUGAGCGCAUCUUCUAAAAAAUCUUCUUCCCCAGCCAACGCGCUCCUCCUUGAGCACCCGCAGAAUUGGCAGUCGAAUUUCAACAAGGGCUGCUUUACCAAUUUCGGCUGUGGGGCGACGAGUUCCGGCGAGAAUUUGCUCCUCGUCGCCAGCAGUUCGAGUAGGGAGAAGGGCGGGCUGUUCCACCUGGAUCGCCGGGAGAACAUCGUCAGUCACUUCUACCCCAACACCGUGUUUGGCGGCGACGCCUUGCAGAACGCGCGGUCCGGCCCGCAGCUGAGCUCGCGGACGAGUAACGAGACGAUUUUGAACCUCGAGCCCCUGUUCGGCCAGUACUACGCCAUCCUCUCCUCGUGCAAAAUGCAGUCCACCGGGUACGACCCGCUGGGGUGCGGGAACACGGUGCGGGUCCUAGACGCCCGGUACCGGAAAUGUCCGGUUUUUUCGCUCCGGUUGCCGACGUUGCUGAGCUCGCACCUCUCCUGUGAGGGCGGCAAGCCGCGGAACUGGUUCGGGUCGCGGAAGCUGCCCGGGAGUCUGAAGCCGAUGGAUGGCAUGCGCUACUACGGGAUGAGCUGCAGCAAGAACAACUACGCGAUGAAUUCGAACCUCAGCCUCCUGUCCAUCUUUUCCGAGCACUGCACGCAUUUCCUGCCCUUCGACGCGCAGAGAUCGGAGUUCUAUCCCCUGGAAACCUCGUGGUGGGAGUACUGUGCGGGCGUGGACUUCCGCCCGCGAGGAGAUGGGUCCAGGGCCGGGCGGUUCUCGUGGGGCUGGGACGACGAGGACGACGGGGCUGAUCAGGCUCAUCUUGCUCGAUCUGGGUUUUCGCCUGUCUGUCUCUCCAAGUACCAGACUCUCGCGGAGACCACGUUUUCGAUACCGCGAGGAGGAGUAGAGGACAGAUUUUAUCCAAGAACAGCGGAAUCUUCUUCUGUCGCGGAGGGAAACCGAAACUAUCUCGCUCAUCAUGCGACAACAACGAGAGACGAAACUACAGAGGACGUCGUCGAAGCAGGAAAAGACGAAAAAAUCUCCGAAAAGAGCGUCGAAAUGGACAUAGUCGACUUCAACAAGGACAACUCCACCAGUUUCUUGCUGGAGCACAGCACGAUCAACAAGCGUCCUGCCGCGGCGGAAUUUUUGUCGCAGAAAAAGAAGGAGGACAAGGACCAAAAGCGGCCCCUGCCGUCUGCCGC